Messenger RNA from Arachis duranensis, 381 nucleotides. RefSeq lists its product as uncharacterized. Lineage: Eukaryota; Viridiplantae; Streptophyta; Magnoliopsida; Fabales; Fabaceae. The record is from RefSeq and is a predicted model, not a curated record. The transcript is spliced from 2 exons. The coding region runs from base 1 to 381 and encodes 126 amino acids.
AUGGUAAGUGAAACCACUGAGCAAAUAAAAAGAAUUCGGAGUCGAAUGCUUGAGGCUCAAAGCCGUCAGAAGAGCUAUGUUGACCAAAGACGGAAGCCCUUAGAAUUCGAAGAAGGAGAACACGUCUUCUUGAAGCUUCGUAAAUACACUUUCGAUCCUAGCCAUGUCCUAGAACCGGAAUCAGUCCAAGUGAGAGAAUAUCUGAUGCUUCCAGUAACUCCGGUUAGGAUUGAUGAUACCAGCAUCAAGCGUCUACGCGGAAAGGAGGUUUCUUUAGUGAAAGUAGCUUGGAGUCGAGCUGGUAUUGAAGAAUAUACCUGGGAGCUUGAAUCAGAGAUGCGGAAGUACUACCGCCACCUCUUUUCAGGUAUCUCACUCUGA